This is a messenger RNA of Rosa rugosa (rugosa rose), 1430 nucleotides long. Its product is annotated as protein OSB1, mitochondrial-like. The record is from RefSeq and is a predicted model, not a curated record. Lineage: Eukaryota; Viridiplantae; Streptophyta; Magnoliopsida; Rosales; Rosaceae. Gene Ontology annotation, biological process: mitochondrial DNA replication; positive regulation of helicase activity. The transcript is spliced from 4 exons. Gene Ontology annotation, cellular component: mitochondrial nucleoid. The coding region runs from base 54 to 935 and encodes 293 amino acids. Gene Ontology annotation, molecular function: single-stranded DNA binding.
AUUUUUAUUUUUUUUCUGGAAGAGAAACGACACCAGAAAGCUACAAAAUCAGAAUGCGGGAAGUGCUCGGAAAACCCCGCCGCCUCCAAACUCCGGAUCACCAUCAUAUGAAGGCGUUUCGUCUCCUAUUUCCGCCGAAACCGCCUUUAUUUAUUCAAAGGCUCACCGCCUAUUCGUCUUCAGCCGCUAACCCUAGGUUUUCCGAUUCUUUCUUCGAAGAUGAAGAAGGCAGCGGAGUUUACCAGCACAAACUCAAGUUCCAGCGUCCCACCACAAUCCAACGGCGACAGAAUCCGGGUCCGGUCAACUCUGCUAGCUUCAUUGGCUCCGUGAUCCUCCCCCUCCGGGUCGCAAACACCGGCCACGGCGGUCGUUUUGGCGUUCACACUCUUCUCAGCGUCAGAAAUUGCCCCCAGUCUGAUAGCAGUUUCCGGAUAUUACUGAAGAUGUGGGACGAGAUGGCAGUAUUGUCUUUCAAACAUUUGAAACCAAAUGAUUUUAUUUAUGUCUCAGGUCAUCUAGGUUCUUACACAAAGAAUGAUCCGGAUGGGAGGAUCACACUGUAUCACGAGUUAGUUGUACAGGAGUUGAAUUACGUGGCACAAAACGGACCAGGACCAAGAUCUGAAAAUCAUGAGGAACCACAAUCUGAUGCAGGUGAAACUGGUUUGGAGAAGUGUAGGGAACGCCUUCACUUAUGGCAAGUAUUUUUUGCCAAUCCAUAUGAUUGGUGGGAUAACAGGAAGACAAAGUUGAAUUCAAGACGACCAGAUUUUAAGCACAAGUAUAUGGAUGAAGCUCUCUGGCUGACCCAAGAUGAUCCUCCAUGGAUUAAAAAACAAAUUCAUCGGCUUGACUUGAGAAUGGCAGAACAAGGCCAUGGCGAACAAGUAGGUCAGCAUCGUCGUAUCUCCAAGUGGGAGUACGAUGAGUAGGUGUAAGAUGUAAAGGAACAGGUUGUGGUAUUGGACUUCAUAUGCUUGUAACUCCUGAAAAGAAGUAAACGGAGGUGGAAAUUAGUCAUAGAACAGGACAGUGAUUAAGCAUGGAAAUAUGAGAAAUCGAAGUACAUCGAAUUAUGGCAUGUACUAUAUUCGGGUAUCUCUGCAGAAGGUUACACUUCAGAGCUUUUGAUGGGAUUGUAAUCAUUGUAUGGUGAUUGAUGAGAGGGGAGACGAAUGCCAAGAGGCAUGCAGGUCUUUAAGAAGCGGAGUUUAUGCUUUUUGUUCUGUUUCCAUUUGUGACUUGAUAGGAAUAAUCUCAAUCAUCAAGUCCUGAAAAGCUUAUAUUCACAAUCCAUGUCUAUACCAGGAGAUAUUUGACUAAAAUGUUAGAAGAGGGAAGCUCAAAGCUUCGUAUAAAUUGUAUUAUUGGCUCCAACACUAUGUCAUCAGUUUCAUUGAUUCACAUAUAUUACUUUAAUGUAUCAA